Messenger RNA from Penicillium alfredii, 225 nucleotides. RefSeq lists its product as uncharacterized. The record is from RefSeq and is a predicted model, not a curated record. The coding region runs from base 1 to 225 and encodes 74 amino acids. The transcript is spliced from 3 exons. Lineage: Eukaryota; Fungi; Ascomycota; Eurotiomycetes; Eurotiales; Aspergillaceae.
AUGCCAUCAGACAACCACGGUAAUCAGUACUCCUUCAAGGGCUCUGGCACCAACAGCCAGGGUAACCACUACUGUGCCCGUGACUUUGGACCGGGGGCGUCUAACUCCAAUUCCUACCAUUACUCGAACCAGGAUGGCUCGUACUACUACUCCAACCCCGAUGGCAGCACCUACUACAACAACGGACAGGGAAAGGCGUGGUACAAUCCCCUUUCCAAGAAGUAG